AUGGAUUCUAAAAAGACUAUUAAGGAUAAAAUAUUUACUAAAAGUCCCUUCACUGCUAAAGAGGACGAGAAGCUAAGGAAGAUUGUCAAAUCAUAUGAGCGAAUUAACGAAAUUAAUUGGCAAUUUGUAGCACAACAAAUGGAAACUCGUAAUUCAAGGCAAUGCAAAGACAGAUGGAUAAAUUACCUGGAUUCAAAAAUCAAUAGAGAGCCAUUCAGAAUGGAAGAAAAUUAUUAUCUUUUAAAGCUUGUCGAAGAAUAUGGUCGCAAAUGGAAAUUCAUUGCCAAAAAGCUCAAAAAUAGGACUGAUGUUUCUGUUAAAGCUCAAUAUAGAAAACUGAUGAGAAGAAGUGCAAAUCUUCAAAAUGUUCACUUAAUAUCAACAACAAGUUACUCAAUUCGCGGUAAAUCAAAGAAAUCCGUAAAUAAUGAUGAGGAAAGCAAGGCGAUCAAUCAAUCAUGUAAUCAAAAUAGGAAUGAAGCAAAAUCUGUUUUUGAUUUGUUAUUAAAAAAAAGUAGUGGGGCUUCCAGGCACUUCGUGCCCUCUAGCCCCGAAGAUGUUUAG
This is a messenger RNA of Trichomonas vaginalis G3, 564 nucleotides long. RefSeq names its product RNA polymerase II transcription regulator recruiting protein. The transcript has a single exon. Gene Ontology annotation, molecular function: RNA polymerase II cis-regulatory region sequence-specific DNA binding; DNA-binding transcription factor activity, RNA polymerase II-specific. Bases 1 to 564 code for a protein of 187 amino acids. Gene Ontology annotation, cellular component: nucleus. Gene Ontology annotation, biological process: regulation of DNA-templated transcription. The record is from RefSeq and is a predicted model, not a curated record. NCBI's taxonomy places the organism in Eukaryota, Parabasalia, Trichomonadida, Trichomonadidae.